This is a messenger RNA of Copidosoma floridanum, 749 nucleotides long. RefSeq names its product histone H1-like. The record is from RefSeq and is a predicted model, not a curated record. Gene Ontology annotation, biological process: negative regulation of DNA recombination; chromosome condensation; nucleosome assembly. Gene Ontology annotation, molecular function: nucleosomal DNA binding; double-stranded DNA binding; structural constituent of chromatin. Gene Ontology annotation, cellular component: nucleosome; nucleus. NCBI's taxonomy places the organism in Eukaryota, Metazoa, Arthropoda, Insecta, Hymenoptera, Encyrtidae.
UUAACAACCCCUAACCCCUCCAAUACUCACCAUGAGUGACGCCGUCGAAACUACGUCUGCCGCAGCUGCGCCAGCGGCUGCUUCGCCGAAGAAGGUCGCGAAAAAACCAGUCGGAGCCAAGAAACCAGCGGCCAAGCCAACCCACCCUCCUGCCUCUGAGAUGGUCAACAAGGCCAUUGCGGCUUUGAAGGACAAGAAGGGCUCUUCGCUCCCAGCCAUCAAGAAAUACAUAGCUGCCAACUACAAGAUCGAUGUGGCAAAGCAGUCCAUCUUCAUUAGGAAGUACCUGAAAUCUGCUGUUGAGAAGAAAACCCUCGUUCAGACCAAGGGAACUGGGGCAGCAGGACGUUUCAAGCUCGCAGCGAAGGGCGAAAGCGAGAAAAAAGUAGUAGUGAAGAAACCUGCAGCCAAGAAACCGGCAACAAAGAAGCCCGCGGGUGAAAAGAAAAUGGUGAAAAAACCAGCAGGGGAGAAGCCAAAGGCAGCCAAAAAACCAGCAACUGCCAAAAAACCCGCAGCCAAGAAACCUAAGGUGGAGAAAGUCACCAAGCCAAAGUCUCCAUCCAAGGCUAAGAAGAGCGGAAAAGCUACAGCUGCCAAACCCAAGUCUCCCAAGCCUAAGAAAGCCGCGGCACCCAAAGCCAAAGCAGCAGCAAAGAAGUAAACCACCCCCACUCGGCUUAUAAACAAACGGUCCUUCUCAGGACCAACAAACAACAAAAACGUAAGCUGUACUCUUUUUAGUAGCC